Messenger RNA from Ascochyta rabiei, 1434 nucleotides. RefSeq lists its product as uncharacterized. The record is from RefSeq and is a predicted model, not a curated record. NCBI's taxonomy places the organism in Eukaryota, Fungi, Ascomycota, Dothideomycetes, Pleosporales, Didymellaceae. The coding region runs from base 1 to 1434 and encodes 477 amino acids. The transcript has a single exon.
AUGCUCGCCAACAAAAAGCACCUCAUGCCGCGCCCGGCUCGCGUCGUCCUCUUCCUCGCUCUCGUCUAUGCUUUCUGCUGGAUCAAGGGCUGGCCUGCGUACUACGACGACGAGGAGCUGCCCCCAAGCCAGCGGCCAAAGUCGACGACAGCCCUCGGCGAGCAUCGCGUUUCCGCAGACCACCUAGUCGUUACCAUCACCACCGCCGCCACCGACGCCUUCACCAAACUCGCGCCAGCCUUGCUGUAUCUCGAUGCGGCCCACCACAAGGAGCUGCUGCUGAUGGGUGACCUGAUGAUGAACAUUGGCCCGUUCCCCGUCUUUGACGUCCUGGCCAAGUACCCCAGGAAGUACGUGGCCGACAACGAUGAGCUGGAGAGGUACAGGCGGCAGAUCGACUAUGCAAGGAGGAGCAUACCAAUCAAGAAGCUGCACGAGGACGAUCCAACAAAAGAGCAGGCAGUCUUAAGAACCUUGGCCAAAUACAAGAUACUCCGCGCAAUGGAGAGCACGUGGGAGUAUCGGCCGAAGCGGGAUUGGUACGUCUUUACCGACGAGGAGACCUUCAUCGACCGAGGCAAUCUGCUCGACUGGCUGAGCCAGUAUGAUCCCAAGCUCAAACACUUCUUCGGAAAUCCACCAAUCAACAAUGUACCUGAUGCUUUUGCGGCUGGCGGCACCUCCUUCAUAGUUUCAGGCCAGACCUUGCGCCUCUUGUUCGAGGACCGCAAGACCAUGAUGCAGAACUGGAAGAACUGGGAUCCUAAAAUUAGGGACUACCCCUCAGCCAUCCACUUGGUCCAAGAUUUUCUUAAAACCGAGCUGAGUCUCGACAUGGUGAGCUUCUGGCCCGGUGUGUCUGGCUUCGAUCCAACAACCAUCUCUUUCUCACCCGGUCUCUGGUGCGAACCGGUUCUUAUGAUGCACCAUGUUUCCGCCGAUAUCGGCAGCAACCUGUACACGUUCAAGAAAGAGCGAACGGAAGACCACAAGACCGAUAGCGCAUUGCGAUACGCGGAUCUGUGGCAUCGAUUCAUGGCCCCUGAGGACCUCAACCAAACUCGCCAUGACUGGGAUAAUCUUUCCUCCGAGUCUGCGAAUAACCGUUGGAACAUUUUGUUCGAGGACGAGGGCAAGCCAGACGGCAAUCGCGCCACCAGAGGAGAGGAGUCUUGGGAGGCGUGCAAAGCGUCUUGCAACAGCAACAAAUAUUGCGUGCAGUGGUCGUACUCGUCCGUUGCCGCACCCAAUUGGAACGAGAACGGCCUUACCAAAUGCCAUCUGAGCAGCAGCAUGCGCUUCGGUGCGCACACCGACCCAGAGGAGGUCCAGGUCAACGGCGAGCACAAACCCCGGACCUGGACGAGUGGAUGGAGGAAAGACCACUUCAAGCGUUGGGCGAAUCAGGAGCGGUGUAAGAGCCAGCAAAAUUAG